This is a messenger RNA of Calypte anna (Anna's hummingbird), 1336 nucleotides long. RefSeq names its product proline rich transmembrane protein 1B (gene PRRT1B). NCBI's taxonomy places the organism in Eukaryota, Metazoa, Chordata, Aves, Apodiformes, Trochilidae. Gene Ontology annotation, cellular component: membrane. The transcript is spliced from 4 exons. Bases 97 to 741 code for a protein of 214 amino acids. The record is from RefSeq and is a predicted model, not a curated record.
GCGGGGGCCGGGGGUGGUGGUGGGGCCGUAACGGGGGCCCAGGCUCUCGUGUGUCCGAAAUUGGGGACCCCGAGAACAGCGACGUGUCCCCGCGGGAUGGAGGAGCAGACACUGUCCAGGCCCCGGGGCUAUGGCCCCCCAGCCCAGGGAGCAGAGCAUUCGGGGGGCAGUGGGGCAGCUGGGGGGCUGCCCGGCUCCAGUACCCACUGUGACUCCACCACGAGCUGUGGGAAUAGGCCCACGGUGGUGGCAACAGUGACCAACGCGACCUUUGAGCCGGACCCACCACCCUACUCACCCCCCGACCCCAAGAGCCUUCACCUCUACCAACCCUUCCCGGCUGGAUUCUCCCAGCAAGUACCUGUUGUCUACCAGCCUGGACCAGGACCGGGACCAGGACCAGGACCCUUCCUACCCCAGGGUGUCCCACCUGCCUCCCUGCCCUACAGCACUUAUAACGUGCACCCAAGCACGGGCCCUUUGCCCACCGGCCGUGGGCAGCGCCUGCCCAAUGACUACAUGGUGGAGUCAGUGCUGGUGACUGUCUUCUGCUGCCUGCUGACUGGGCUCAUUGCUGCCAUCUACUCUCAUGAGACCCGGGCUGCGCUGGACCGUGGGGACAUAGCCCAAGCAAAUGUGGCAUCCAGAAAGGCCCGGUCACUGGUCCUCAUCAGUCUCUUCUUCGGGUUGUUCACCUCCAUCACUUGGGUCAUCUACGUCGUGUUGUCCCUGUACCUAUGACAGGGCCCUGAGCCCCCCAGGGACAUGGCGUGUGCUGGGGGCUCCAUGCCACAGGGACAGGUGGAGUGGCUUCAGGCCCUGUGUGGCAUUGCCCGAGCUGCCAGCAAAGGGUGAGCACAGAGCACAAGGUUCUUCAUGGAGGGGUGAGAAGCUGCUCUGGAGCUGUCUGUGGUUUCACUCACCUCUUUCAGCCCUGUGAAACAUGGGACAGAUGAACCCAGAGCAAAGCGGUGCUGGUGCCAUGUCCAGGCAAGGAGCGGUGGAAUCAUGUAUGGGAUCUGGGACUGGGCUCUGCUGCAGGAUGUUGGAUCCCAUUACUGUGGACUGUGACUUGGGACAUGUAAAAGGAAACUGCCACAGUGACAGUGGGCCUGGAGAUGGAGCAAACAGCCAAGGACCAGUGGAGAGACCAAGGUGUGUGGCUGCUCUGCUGGCAGCUGCUGCUCUGGGCAUGUGAGAAGCCCCCACCCCUAAUUCAAAAUAUCAGAGCCACGAAUUUAGCUCCUAUGGUAAUUGUGCACACAAAAAUACACACACAUGCUGUAUGGCCACCUUCUUACUGCUUCCAGAGUACAAUAAAAUACAGGUGUAGCCA